Molecule: messenger RNA, 12017 nt
Organism: Ahaetulla prasina
Lineage: Eukaryota; Metazoa; Chordata; Lepidosauria; Squamata; Colubridae
Product: prolactin-releasing peptide receptor-like
Exons: 3
Coding region: 896-1978 (360 amino acids)
Biological process (GO): G protein-coupled receptor signaling pathway
Cellular component (GO): plasma membrane; neuron projection
Molecular function (GO): neuropeptide Y receptor activity; neuropeptide binding
Source: RefSeq, a predicted model, not a curated record
GUACAUUGUUGGAAAAUAGUAUCUCAGGAUGCAACGUGCAUGUUCUUGCUGUCUUCCUGAUAUGCAUACCUUCUGUAACUUCCAUCCUCUGCUCGUGGUAUCCUCAGUUUGCUUCCCAUCCUGAAUUAUUAUACAGGCACCCGUGCAGCAAAAUUCUUCCCAUAAAAAAGUAAACAAGGAGGUUGUAAUCUUGAGAUGAAAGAGUAAAGUUACGGAGGAGCUACAGAAGCAACUCAGAGACAAAUGGGGAAGGCAUCAAAAGGCAGGGAUGCCUAAUGAGCUGAAAGGACUCAAACUCAUGGCCUUUGAAAGCAUUUCCUCUCAGUCCUACGGUGGCGGCUUCAAAAACAAGUCCUUCAAAAGAUGGCCCAUGAAUAUGGAAGUGCAUCAGGACAGAAGGAACUUUCUGAAAAAUAGAUAACUGAACUGACUAAAUCCAGUUUUUAAUAUAUAUCUUGUUUUUCCUAUCUGAUUGGUGUGAAACAAUACUAAAGCUACUCCACCAUCUAAGUUGAGCAUGACUUUGGGUGGCUUUUAGGCAGUGGUAGGAUUCAAAUAAUUUAACAACCGGUUCUCUGCCCUAAUGAUUUCUUCCAACAACCAGUUCACCAAAUUGCUCAGUAAGUUAACAACCGGUUCUCCCGAAGUGGUGCGAAUUGGCUGAAUCCCACCACUGCUUUUAGGACACAUCUGUAUAAUAUUCUGGGCAACAGUGGAAAAGUGGACUGCUGUUACCUUCUUCUGGAAUAUUUUUCUUUCAACGUGUCAGUGUAUCUACACACCAUUCAUGUCCGAAGCAGAACUAAUCCUGCUUAGAUUUUGAUCCCCAAGAAGGUCAACUACUUGCUAAGACAAUGUGAGAUGGAGCUCAAAGCAAAAGUUGUCUAUUCUACUUAUGGUUAAAUCCUUCUAUUGGGGUUCACUCAUGGAAGCCACCAGCCAUUGGAAUACUGGCUUCUUUAAUGGCAGCAGCUCUGGGGUAGCAUUAAGGAACGGCUCCAAUUUCAGUUCCCAGUUUACUAGUGUGCAGCUGAUCCAGUCUUUCAAACCUCUGAUCAUCCCCUGCUACACCUUGGUGGUGCUUGUUGGCAUUUUUGGAAACUAUCUUCUUCUGUAUGUCAUCUGCAAGAUCAAGAAAAUGCACAACGUCACCAACUUCUUCAUUGGAAACCUGGCCUUCUCAGAUAUGUUGAUGUGUGCAACCUGCAUCCCCUUUACCCUGGCAUAUGCAUUCAACCCCCAGGGGUGGAUCUUUGGGAAGUCCCUGUGUUACUUUGUGUUCCUGAUGCAGCCCAUGACUGUCUAUGUCUCUGUUUUCACACUUACUGCCAUUGCUGUGGACAGAUAUUAUACCACUCUGCAUCUCCUGAAGAAACGUAUCUCAUUUACAACUUGUGUGUACGUCAUUGGUGGGAUUUGGCUGCUCUCAUGUGCCCUGGUAGCUCCAGCUGUUGCUCACACCUACCAUGUGGAGUUCCAGAAGGAAGGCUUUGCCAUUUGCGAGGAGUUCUGGAUAGGAGAAGAGAGGGAGCACCUGGCUUAUGCUUACAGCACCUUGAUCAUCACCUACAUCCUGCCUCUUUCAGCUGUCUCUCUCUCCUACAUCUGCAUCACCAUCAAGCUGAAGAACCGUGUCGUUCCAGGUCAUCCAACACAAAGCCAGGCAGAGUUUGACCGCUUGAGAAGAAGGAAGAUCUUCCGCCUCCUGAUAUUGGUGGUGGCUGCUUUUGCUGUCUGCUGGCUCCCCAUUCAUGUCUUCAACAUCAUCCGCGACAUCAACAUUAACCUCAUUAACAAAGAAUACUUCCUUCUGUUGCAGUUGCUCUGCCACUGGUUUGCCAUGAGCUCUUCCUGCUAUAAUCCUUUCCUUUAUGCCUGGUUGCAUGAUCGCUUCCGAAGUGAGUUGAAAGAAAUAUUUACCUUCAGGAAGAAGAUAAUCCCUGCCAAUAAUUGUGUUGCAGUCAGUGUUAUGCUUUAGUUAUAGAUUAAAUUCCUGCAUCAAGUAAGUAAGGCAAAGUUUGUUUUGAGUUGAGUUCAAUUGCUCAUGACUUCACAAAGAUGUUCCUAUAGUUUUCAUAUAGUAAAAGGCAUAUAUGUACACGUAGGAAUAGAUUAUUGUUCUGUGCUUCAGAUAUUUUGAAUUACAAAUCUAGUUACCCCAAACUAGAAAUGGCUAAUGUGGUCAGGUGUCGGGCUAACCCCAAGGAUAAUGAGGAACAAUUCCAUCAGAGUUCAGUUCUUUACUUGCUUAGAGUCACAGACAGAAUCUUGACAGACGAAACCCUUACUAUUCCCUUCCUAAUGGAUACACACGGAGAGAUUCUAGAGCAGUGGUCCCCAACUUUGUGGCUUGACGUCCUGGCAGGGGGGAGAGAGCAGAACUGGGUCAAGCAAGCACUGGGCCAGUGCAUACACAUACACUUGCAUGCAGCCCUUGCACAAGAGGCAGGUGGGUGUGCAAGCGCACAGCUUGACUUUUGCGAGUAAUGACCUGGCAUGCAUAUGCAUGAGUGCCCACAGCCAGCCUGCCAUUCAUUCAAGUUGAGCUGCUCAUGUUCUAGCCAGUCGCUUGCAUGGCCCGACUAGGCUACAGUAGAGGGCCAUGACCUGGGGUUUAGGGACCCCUGUUCAGGGGUGAAAUGCUCCCAGUUCGGACAGGAUUGCGCGAUCCGGUAGUGAUGGGGGCGGGUAGUUCAGAAAACCAGUACAAAAAUCCCUGCCCACCCCCACCCCCAAUCGCCCGAUCCCCACUUGCCUACUUGCUGCUUCUUUCGGGCUCGCUCCUGCCUUGCUUUGCUUCGGCUGCUGCAAUCAAUUGCAUCAGCUAGCAACUGAAUCUGCCUGCCUGCAAUCCAUCUCGUCAGUGAGCAACUCAAUCUGCCUGCCUUGUCCCUUGAAUUGGGUAAGUAACUGGGGGGGGGGAGCUUUUAAAAAAUAGUUAAUUGGGUUUUUUUUUAAGGGUUUUAUUUUUUUAGACAUAGCAAUUAACUUUAAAUUGCUACGUCUAAAUUUAAAAGGAAGUUUUAAAUUUAACUGCUUUUAUCUAAAAAUAUAAAUAAAAUAAAAUAAAAUAAAAUAUUUGUGCAGCUUUCUGAGAUUUGGUGUGUUUCUAUAGUGUUUCACUCUAACUACACAAACACACAAAAUCUCACAAAGCUGUAUGUGGCAUUUUGUGUGUGUGUGUGUGUGAGUGAGUGAGUCAGUUGUGUUGUGGUGUGUGUGUGUGUGUAAAGUGUGAAAGUUAGUUUUUGAGCUUUUUGUGGCUAUGUGAGGUUCCUGCUUGUUGCAGGAGCCAUUUUGGGUGAAGUGCAGCUGCUUUUACAUUGUGCAUGAGUCAAUUGUGUUGUGUUGUGUUGUGUUGUGUCUGUGUGUACCUCUUAUUGUUUUGUAUACUUUGUUUAUUAUUUUUAUUAUUUAUUGUUAUUGGCCACGCCCACCCAGUCAUCUGACCACCAAGCCACGCCCACCAAUUAAGCCACGCCCACAGAACCGGUAGGGAAAAUUUUUAGAUUUCACCCCUGCCCCUGUUCUAGGGAGUAGCUUUUCCAACUCUUUUCUUCUAUCUCCUAUCCAGCUUCAGGUUGUGCUGCCUCUUGUUUGAUCCUUUUUUCCCCUUUUAUUAUUAAAAAUAUUUCAAUAAAAAUUAGAUUUAAAACAAUGAAGAAAAUCAGAUCAACUGAUUUAAAAUACCUUCUGAAUUGACAAAAAGCAAAAUGCCAAAUUUAAAUACUAGACAAUGGAUCACCAUGAAACUUUUUAAAAGCAAAUCUUUACAAAAAAUUACAUAUAGCAAAGUGAGCUCAUAUGGGAGGGGAAACUUUUUCUGUCAUGCAUAUUGUAUUACCUAAAAUUAAUGAAAAAGAAUGACUUUUCAAAAGCAUCAUUUCCUCAUAUUCACCCCUGCACAUUUUAAUAAGCAGAUUCAUUAAUCAACCUAACCAUCAAUGAAUAAUAUAUCUACUUGGAAGCAAGUCCUGUCUUCAGUGGGAUUUAUCCGCAGACAAAUCUGUCUAGAACAUUUAUAAAACUGUAAUUAUUCAGAUUUUGCUGAAUUGUACCUCGUGGCACUCAUCCCCAUUGCUCCAUGCAGUAAGGGUGCUGUGCUCAGCUACACUUGGCAUUUUAGCAAAUCCCCUCUCCUAUUGCAGAGCUACAGUACGAAUGAUGGCACACAGUUUCUAGUGCACAAACUGUAAUAUAUCCUGAAACGUUUAUUUAUUUCAUGAUUGAUUGCCCAUCAAAAGCACUUUUCUGGGAAUCAACCACUCAUCCUACUUUAGUAUCCCUCAAUAAACCAUGCACUUACUUUCCAUCAAUACCCAAACAGGAAGUUAUUUAUUAGAGCAACUCUAAUUUUUAUAGCCAGAUAAAAAUUCUUUUCCCUGCCUGUGCAUUGAUUAGCUUUUUUUAAAAAAGAAAAAAUUACAAUUUGUAACUGCUUUAUUCCAUCAAUGGUUUUCAAUGCUAAGCUGAUUUUAGCUACUGGGUUGUGGGUUUUUAUUAUUAUUAUAAAUACUGCCUCUGAAGUCUAAUGUGAAAAAGACCUAUAAAUGUUCUCAAUCAACUCGCACAAUAAGAGUUAACAUUAUCCUGUCCUAGAAAGUACUUACUUUUUGCCCAUCAUGUUCGUUCCUGGUAGCAUGGCAACUAUUGGUUUCAUCAUGUCAUAAUAUUACUCACAAAACAUCUUUAUUUGAGGACAGAAGAAUCUCCCAGAGAGUACAAUUCUUUCCUUCUGGAACCCAAGGUGACUAUUUUAAGCAGUGGAUUUUAAGUAAAAUGAAAGGGCAAUACAGAGUUAUUGAUUUUAAUUCUGUUCAUUGUUCCUUUAUUUCCAGAGUCAGGCAUCUGUCUUCCUUCACUGGUCCCCUUUUAUUAUAGAUAGUCGUAAUGUAGAAGAAGAUGCUAACUUAGGCUAUCUGUUUAUAGCCUUAGGCUAUCUUUUUAUAAUUCUCCAGGCACUAGCUGAACCAUAAAAUAACAAAUUUCCAGAGAAAAACAUUGCAAGACUAAUAAACCAGCAUCAAAUAUUUCCAACUGUCUAACACGCUAAUUUGCCCUCCAUUAAAAAAGUCUUUGAAAAGAUUCCCCACUCCUAACCCACUUCAACAGCUUCUAAUAUAAUCCUGGUACAAAACCAUUUUUGCUUAUUAAAGCCUUGUCAAGCACCUUUGCUUUUGUAGAUGUUCUUCGCACUUUCUGCAAAGGAAGAAUAAUUUGAUUUUCUCUCUGCUUUAGAACAUCAGAACUAUUCUUCUGAGGAUCUAAUUAGAUUGCACCCUGUCUAAGCCUCACACUCUAGAAGCGAUUACAACAUAAUGGGCUCCAGGCUUUGGUUUGUGUUUGUGUAUACUUCCAUUUCCAUACAACACAAGUCAGGACGUAUUAGACUAGUGUAGGUGCAAACAUACUGUAUGAUACGGGGAACUAAGGUUAGGCAUAUAAAGAGAGGCCUUACACCAAAUCAGAUUAUCAGGUGUCUAUUAUUUAUCUACCUAGAAUUGUGAGGGUUGACUGGCUGCAGGUCCUCUGGUUCUGAUUUGGAGGCAGAUUAGAAAAAAAUACAGUCUGAUCUUUUCUUAGCCCUUCACCUGCAAAUGAAUCACAAAAGUGAAUAUAUAGCUUCUGCUUGUAAUUAUAGCUCCACAACGACUAAGAGGCUUUAAGAGUUGUAAACCUAAUCUUAUGUAGCUUCUUCUCCAGAAACACUACACUACUUACCAGAGCUUAUAAAACAUUUGCUAGACCAAUUCUUGAAUACAGCUCGCCUGUCUGGAACCCAUACCACAUUUCAGACAUCAAUACAAUUGAACGUGUCCAGAAAUAUUUUACAAGAAGAGUUCUCCACUCCUCUGAAUACAACAAAAUACCUUAUGCCACCAGACUUGAAAUCCUGGGUUUAGAAAACUUAGAACUCCGCCACCUUUGACAGGACCUGUGUUUAACUCAUAGAAUCAUCUAUUGCAAUGUCCUUCCUGUUAAAGACUACUUCAGCUUCAAUCGCAACAAUACAAGGGCAAACAAUAGAUUUAAACUUAAUAUUAACCGCUUCAAUCUUGAUUGCAGAAAAUAUGACUUCUGUAACAGAGUUGUUAAUGCUUGGAACACACUACCUGAUUCUGUGGUCUCUUCUCAAAAUCCCCAAAGCUUUAACCAAAAACUGUCUACUAUUGACCUCACCCCAUUCCUAAGAGGUCCGUAAGGGGCAUGCACAAGAGCACAAACGUGCCUACCAUUCCUGUCCUAUUGUUUUCUUUCAUUAUAUCCAAUUAAUUUAGUUAUUGCAUGCUUAUGCUUAUAUAUAUAUAUAUAUGUGUGUGUGUGUGUGUGUGUGUGUGUGUGUGUUAUAUAGUUACUUUCAUGCUUAUACUUAUAUAUACUGUUGUGACAAAAUAAAUAAAUAAAUAAAUAAAUAAAUAAAUAAAUAAAUAAAUAAAAUAAACUACUGCGUUAGGUAGAUUGGAUUGGGAGAGAAGGAGGGGGACCAAUCCAAAAUCAUCCAAGAAAUUUGGACAGAAUGAGGACUUGGAUCUGGAGCUCCAAGAUGCUAACACCCUAGAAAGAGCGUAGAGAAGAAAAAUACCCACACAAGGCCUUUUAUUCUCACUAAUGCUUUUCUGAGAAACGCUUGCCUUUUUCAAGCAUUCUCAUUUAAUGAAAAAUAAAUAACUUUCCCUUUUUAAGUAAAACAAAAACAAAAUUAAGAAAAAUUAAAAUAUACACUUAAUAGAAACAUAGAAAACUGAUGACAGAAAAAGACCUAUGGGUUCAUUGACUGCCCUUUGAAGGGAUUUUUCUUGCUGUUAUUGUCUUUUUAAUUAAUUAAUUAUUUUAAUUAAUAUUUCUAUUUUAAUACAAUUAAUUAAAAUUUAAUUAUUAAAUAAAUUUAAUUAGUCUGAGAAUGCAAUAGGAAACAAAAUUUGGGAGAAUUGGAAUAUAAAUUUCAGCCUAACUAGAUUAUACUUUGCAAUUGUGCCAUAAUAAUAUACACUGCUCAAAAAAAUAAAGGGAACACAAAAAUACUGUAAGACAUCCUAGAUCUGAAGGAAUGACAUAUUCUUAUAAAAUACAGUACAUUGUGUUGGGUAGGUGUUCCCUUUGUUUUUUUGAGCAGUAUAGUUGUCUGACUUUGACUUAGCAAGUUAUACGAAUUCAGACAUUCAUUAUUUGUACUGUACAUCUGGUUUAGCCUAGUGCAUAAUCCUGCUAACUGUGGCUUGGUCAACCAUGCAUAGUGUAGCAAACCAUAACAAUUCAUGACUUACUACGAAGCAUGAACCCAGUUUGGAUCAGAUAGCAAUGGAGCCAAUUCAAACUCUAUCAUUUUCCCCUGUCAGUACUAUAUCUGUUGUGUUAUUGAAUUAUCACAUGCUUUGUCCUAUGUGACCAAAACAUCUCAUGCCAAGAAGUAUGAUCAAUGAAUUAUAAAUGUGCCCGGUGAAAACUAAUUACUUUGUGGUCUCUGAUUAUACCGGAUAGAUGAGCUUUAAAAAAGGACAUGGCGUAAACAGCAUAACCAUAGAAGCACGGCUAAUUGCUUGCUUUGCAACAUGGCAAUCUUCUCCUAUAAUCUACCUGUCCUGGGUUAAGUAAUUAUUUCACAGGUGAUGCAUAUCCAUGGUAUUGCUCAGGGAUGCUUAGACUUAAAAAUAUAAGCUUCCAUUUGAAUUCCUGAAAUAUGAACUUACCUUUAAAAAGUGCUUUGCAUUUGAAUAUUUAAUGUUUAAAUGUGAAUUUGAAUAGAUCAGGCACCCAACAAAAUUCCUAUUAGGAAACACGGUUUUAUUUUUAAUUUUCCAGCUACUGCCAUUAUAGUUGUAAUUUACUACAUUGGUCUAGAGCACAGGUUGUGACUGGUACACACAUCACACUAAGCUUUGCUUAAUCAUGGCUCAUGGAAUAAACCAAGGUCACCUAGGUUAACACAAAAUGCUAAACUAAAACUCAAAUUAUGAAUUGGUAUUAUUUAUUUAUUUAUUUAUUUAUUUAUUUAUUUAUUUAUUUUGUCGCACAGUAUAUAUAAGCAUAAGUAUGAAAUAACUAUACAAUAUAUAAGCAUAUAUAUGAGUAUAUAAUAACUAUAUUAAUUGGAUAUAACAAAAGGAAACAAUAGGACAGGAACGGUAGGCACGUUUGUGCUCUUAUGCACGCCCCUUACAGACCUCUUAGACAAAUCUAGGAAGUUGCAUGGCUAACAGUUGUCAACUAAAUCUUCAUCUCAGAGGUCCAUUAGCUCUUUCCUAGAACAUUCAAGAGCCAUACCACACCAAAGAAAUCGCAUCAAAAGAAGGAGAGAAAACAAUCUAACUCAGAAAUGGAUAAUAUUGUAAAGGGGCACAAUCUGGAGUUGGUUCCAAAAUAGAGCAAAGCAUUCAUAAGGACAUUUAUUUUGCAAUGUCCUGAGUUUGCACCAAAGCUACAAACCAUGGUUUAUAAAAUGAAAUGGCUAGUUUUAUGCAACACACAAAAUUGAAAGCAAGCAAGCUAAUUGUGGCUUAGUUUGAUAUCUGAAGUGAGAAUGCGAAUUACUCUGAUUGAGUAGUUCUCUGAGUUCUCCAGAACAGAGAGAAGAAAGUCAGAAGCCUGCCUGCCUGCCUAUUUUUAUAGUACUUUUUUUCUCUUUCCCAUCUUAUUUGCUUUUCUUUCCAAUUAAAAAAAAUCUAAUCAAGUAAUCUUAAAACAGAGAGGGAUCUCUCAGACAUCUUAACUUAAGGCAGCACUGCAGGAUCAGUCCCAGUGGUGGGAUUCAGCCAGUUUGCACCACUUCGGGAGAACCGGUUGUUAACUUUCUGAGCAGUUUGGCGAACCGGUUGUUGGAAGAAAUCAUUAGGGCAGAGAACCGGUUGUUAAAUUAUUUGAAUCCCACCACUGAUCAAUCCCUGCUAUUUUUCGAGAAGCAGUAAGACAGCAGGUGAGCUUCAAGCACUAAAGAAGCAAUAGCAGCAUUUUCUAGUCCUUGAAAUCUAGAGAGAGACACACACACACCUUUCUGAUAUGAAGAAUUACAAAAGUUGUUAGUAAGUUAGGGAAGCUGAUUCUGAGCAGAGGAAAUGAAGAUGAGAGGAUCAUAGGAGCAAGUGAUUAGUAAGAAAAUCAUUCACAGCCCACAGGAUAAGCUGGGAAAUUAUUUGAACAGUGAUUUUUUCUGAGUCAUGCAAUGAUGCUCCCAACAAUAGGGAGUGAUUGCCAAAGAUGAGUGUCAAUCAAGCUUAUUAUGAAGCCUAGAAAUACUGUAAAGUGGUUUUGAGGAGGUUGGGUGGGCAUUAUCCCCAAAGGAGGUCAUGAAGUGAGAUGGUGCAAUCUCUUUUUUUUGGUAGGACCCUCCAUUCCAAAAGUAAAUGUUACCCUCAGAGCUGAGCAUCAGUAAAUACAUUAGAAUCAUCUGCUAUGUUGCAGUGUGGACUACUACCGAAUAAAUAUAAAUAAAUAAAUAUGUCGUAUCCUAGCGGUGGCUCAGGGGCUAGGACGUUGAGCUUGUCGAUCGAAAGGUCGGCAGCUCGGCGGUUCGAAUCCCUAGUGCUGCCGUGUAACGGGGAGAGCUCCCGUUACUUGUCCCAGCUUCUGCCAACUUAGCAGUUCGAAAGCAUGUAAAAAUGCAAGUAGAAAAAAUAGGGACCACCUUUGGUGGGAAGGUAACAGUGUUCCGUGCGCCUUUGGCAUUGAGUCAUGCCGGCCACAUGACCACGGAGACGUCUUCGGACAGUGCUGGCUCUUCGGCUUUGAAACGGAGAUGAUUACCGCCCCCUAGAGUCGGAAACGACUAGCACAUAUGUGCGAGGGGAACCUUUACCUUUCUGUGGGAGAAGAAAUUGGAAUCUGCAAUACUCAAGAUCAACCAACUGACUUUGUAUCUAAGUCGCGGCUAGAACUCACAGUCACCUGGUUUCCAACCCAGUGCCUUAACCACUGUACAAACUGGCUCUCCAUAGGGCAGGGGAAUUCUGGAAGUUGAAGUCCUCCAGGCUUAAAGUUACCAAGGCUGGAGACCCCUGCUGUAGGGAACGUGAAAAAUUACACCCUAUUGCAGGUUGCUUAAGAAAUAAAAGAAGGCUGUAACUUUAGGUACAGGUCUGUGGCUGAGCAAAAAUGCAGGAAUGCAAAUCCAAAUACAUAUAUUUUUUUACUUUCCCACUCCUAAAGCACAUUCUUCAGCUGCUGCAUUAAGUUGAAUAAACAAGCACACACAAAAUGGCUUAGUGUAUGGAAGCAUCUGGUCAACAUGCAUGGGAACAUAAGAACACAAUUUUCAUUGAAUUAGUAACCUUUAAAAGACUGGAAAAUUAUUUUGGCUGAAAAGUGUAUGGAACAGCAAAGCUUUAAACCCCCCUAGAAUUUGAAGGAUAAAUUAAUAGGUCUGAUUUUCAGGUACUUAUAAUAUUAAUAUUUUUAAAAAUAUACUACCUUCAUUUUUAGAGAUGCUAUUCUGGAAAGAUAUUGAAUGUGGAUAAUUAAAUGUGUAUUUCUUUUUAUGAUUACACAUGUUUGAAUGCUCCCAAAUUUUGUUUUGUUCCUUAUUAUUUCUGACUUUAGCUUCCUUUCCAUGCCAAAUCCAUCUAAAGCUGGUGUUUAUUUCUUAUUCUGAAAAUACGGACAUACCUACAGCCUAAGGAGAGCUCAGCCGGAUUUGAGCAGGAUCCAUUUGCUUCAAUGAUUACUACUUUAACCAGCCUUUACCCUUAGUUCUUCUUCCAUAUGUGAAGGAUUUGAUGUCUGUUUUUCAAUAGUUGUGUUGAAGAGAUUUCAACAAGCAUGGCUCCCAUUAAGGUUUGGAGAGUUCUGGAAAUAAAUAUAUGCCAAGGAACUCCCCCUCCCUUUAAAAACCAGGUUAUAAACAAACCACCUCUACUGCUUCUUUCCUUUUCAGGUUUUUAAUUAACUUUCUGCCAGGCAACCUGUAAUGAGUGACAUAAUUCAGACUUUUCAUGGUUUGUACAACUCUUAUAUAGGCAAAGCCAUGGAGGGAUAUAGUACAGGAAAUACUCAAUUUACAACUAUUCAUUUAGUGGCGGUUUGAAGUCACAAUGGCACUGAAAAAAGUGACUCAUGACUGUAUUUCAUACAAUUGUUGCAACAUUCCCAUGGUCACAUGAUCAAAAUUUAGACACUUAGCAGCUGGAAUGUAUUUAUGAUGGUUGCAGUGUCCCAAGAUCAAGUGAUCACAUUCUGAUAAGCAAAGUCAAUGGGGAAGCCAUAUUCCCUUACUAACUUAACAAUGGUAGUGAUUCACUUAAGAAUUGUGGCAAGAAAGGUCAUAAAAUGGGGCAAAACUCACUAAACAAUGGUCUUGUUUAACAGAAAUGUGGGGGUAAAUUGUGGUCAUAAGUCCAGGACUACUUGUUUUUAAAAGGUUUAAUAGAAGGAAACCAGGAGCUGCCAGGGUGAAAAAAUGCUUAAGAGCACUGACUCAAAUAUCCAGCUAUACCUGAUGAUACAGGUUAAGAGUUUAAUGGGAAAAUAGAAAUUAACAAGAAUAUAAAAAUACUGUAUUGGUCCACCCAAACGUUAUUCAUUUAUCCACUCAACUCAGUUUUCCUUUUAUACCAGCACUGUGUGGAAAUUUGCUUUGCAAUUUGUUGAGAGUUUUCUUCCUGUGAAAAGUCUAUAAUGAUGUUGAUGAGUCAUCUCACCAGAUUCUUUAGAAGUCACCAGGUAAAACUAGAUUUAAUUGCAUAUUACUAAAGUAUUUCCGGGACUUUUCAGCUAUGGCUGUGUUUUUCUUUCAGAUCAAUAACAAACUUGUAUCUUAACUUCCCAGCUAGUAUGCUCUUUUAGCUUCUGCAUGUUGCUCACGUGUUCUCACGUGGGCGACAUGCUCCACUUGUAAAUAAGAAUCAGUUAGUAAACUAGUCCCACUUCCUUGUUUCCAAAUGUUAAAAACAAGAUAAAAACUAAUCUUACUAUUUGCCUGUUGUACAUGUUUAAGAACACACACAUUCUCCUCAUAGCUGAAGCACCUCAAAUAUAUUCUGUAAAUUUGUGAUUUGCCAGGAAAUUAUUGCAGGGAGGAUCUGUUUAGA